This is a messenger RNA of Acinonyx jubatus (cheetah), 5345 nucleotides long. It is a transcript of the gene ANKRD24, whose product is annotated as ankyrin repeat domain 24. Gene Ontology annotation, molecular function: actin binding. The coding region runs from base 1186 to 4515 and encodes 1109 amino acids. The record is from RefSeq and is a predicted model, not a curated record. The transcript has 22 exons. NCBI's taxonomy places the organism in Eukaryota, Metazoa, Chordata, Mammalia, Carnivora, Felidae.
GGGGGGGCAUGUGGGAGGGUCUUGGACGCCGCCCUGAAUUACCCGAACGUUAUCCAGGUGGGUGACAGUCUCCACCCAGCCGGACUGGUGCACCGCUAGAGAAACUGCUCAAGGCCACUGGGGCUGGUGGCCUUGAGGAUGCAUUUAAGAAACACGUGUUGAGCACCUACUGAGUCCCCGGGAAACACCGGGGAGCAAAGGCGGCACCUUGAGGCGAAGAUGGACACAAGUGACCGGGCAGUGGUGACUUAGUCCGAUUAAGGUGCCAUGAGGGCCCCGAGCCAUAAGGGAGCUCAGCCUGGGUGCCUCCGGGAAGGCUUCCUGGAGGAGGCGGUGUUGCAGCAAAGAUCCAGAGAGUGAGUAGGAGCGAGUAGAAAUGAGAUGGGGCGAGUGAGCCGGUUGGGAGUGACAUGGAGCGCAGAAAGGGCGCUGCUGGCGAAGACACAACGAGGACAAAGGCUAGGAGGACAGGUGGAGGGUGGUGAGAGAACAGUAGGUGUUUUCCCACCUGAGCUCGUUGGCCAGCAGGCAGCCCCGCAGCCGGCUUGUCUCCUCCCUCUGUUCACCCCCGGCCCCCUGGGGCGGCUGCCCUCAGAGCCGAUCGGGUGUCAGAGCUGAGCGCUUGGAGCUGCCGGUGUGACUGGUGGCCCGGCUGGGAGCAGGUAACUGGAGCCCGCCGUGGGCGCGGAGGCCGAGUGCUGGAGUCACUGGCGUUGCUGGAGGUAGGAGAGGAGGAAGUGAGGGAAGCUUGGGAUGGAGACCCCCCCUUAGGGCCUCAGCCUCUUGCCUUGGAGCCCUGGUGUGUGGGAGAAAGGAGAGGUGUGUGUGUAUGUCCUAGGUGUGCUGCUGAGCUACCCAGACACCCUGACACACACACACACACACACACACACACACACACACACUUCCCACUUCCCAGCCUUUGCACUCUCUAGGGCACUUACCUUCUUUUAACGGCUGCCGCCCUGCUCAGCCUCCUGCCUGGCCACUAGGUCCUGCUUUAUAUAUCAUCCCCUCUUCCAGAAAGCCACUCUCGUCCCCCAAGCCCAUGGCUUCCCUCCUGCCCUGGCAACCUGUGGACUCCCCUUGGCUAUCUUAUUACUCCUGCUCUAGGUUUGAUUGAGACAGAGGCAGAAGAGAAAGGGUGGGGUGGCCUGGGCUGAGGAGAAACGCCAGACGCUGGCCAUGAAGACCCUGCGGGCACGAUUUAAGAAGACAGAGCUGCGGCUCAGCCCCGCUGACCUUGGCUCCUGCCCGCCUUGUGGCCCCUGCCCCAUCCCGAAGCCGGCCGCCAGAGGCAGGCGCCAGAGCCAGGAGUGGGGCAAAAGUGACGAGCGACUGCUACAGGCGGUGGAGAACGACGACGCAGCACGGGUGGCCGCUCUCAUCACCCGCAAGGGGCUGGUGCCCACGAAGCUGGACCCCGAGGGCAAGUCCGCAUUCCACCUGGCUGCCAUGCGGGGAGCAGCCAGCUGCCUAGAGGUGAUGCUGGCACAGGGCUCCAACGUCAUGAGCACCGAUGGGGCAGGUUACAAUGCCCUCCACCUGGCGGCCAAGUAUGGGCACCCACAGUGCUUGGAGCAGCUGCUACAGGCGUCCUGCGUCGUGGAUAUCGUGGACAGCAGUGGAUGGACAGCCCUGCAUCAUGCAGCGGCUGGUGGUUGCAUUUCCUGCUCAGAAAUCCUUUGCUCUUUCAAGGCACAUCUGAGUCCCCGAGAUCGGUCAGGUACAACGCCCCUUAUCAUAGCCGCUCAGAUGUGUCACACAGAUCUGUGCCGCCUCCUCCUGCAGCAGGGGGCUGCCGCAAAUGACCAGGAUCUGCAGGGCAGGACAGCCCUGAUGCUGGCCUGUGAGGGGGCCAGCCCCGAAACAGUGGAGGUGCUGCUUCAGGGCGGGGCCCAGCCGGGCAUCACCGACGCCCUGGGCCAGGAUGCUGCCCACUACGGCGCCCUGGCGGGAGACAAACUCAUCCUGCACCUCCUGCAGGAGGCAGCUCAGCGCCCCUCACCACCCAGCGAGGAUGACUCGGGCGAGGCAUCAUCUCAGAACUCUGUGUGGAGCCACGAAAAGCAAGGGGCCCCCAAGAAGCGGAAAGCGCCUCAGCCCCCUGCCAGCAUCCCCAUGCCGGAUGAUCGCGAUGCCUACGAGGAGAUCGUGCGGCUGCGCCAGGAGAGGGGCCGCCUGCUGCAGAAGAUCCGGGGCCUGGAACAGCACCGGGAACGGAGGAAACAGGAGCUGCCAGAGACAGAGGCCAGCUCCCUACACAGCCUGGAGAGACAGGUACAAGAGCUGCAGCACCUGCUGGCGGAGAAGCAGGAAGAGAAGGAGAGCCUGGGACGCGAGGUGGAGAGUUUGCAGAGCAGGCUGUCCCUGCUGGAGAAUGAGCGGGAGAACACGAGCUAUGACGUGGCCACCCUGCAGGAUGAGGAAGGUGAAUUGUCUGACUUUCCAGGGGCCGAGGCUCUGCUCUCCAAACGGCUAAGCCCCUCGGCCCAGGAGCUCUUGGCCUCACUGCGGGAGCAAGUGGCUGCACUCACCAGACAAAACCAGGAGCUGAUGGAGAAGGUCCAGAUCCUGGAGAGCUUUGAGAAGGAUGAGAUGGAGGUAAACGGGUCAGCCGAGGUCAUCCCCCUGGCCCUCUAUGACUCUCUCCGGGCUGAGUUUGACCAGCUCCGCAGGCGGCACGCCGACGCCCUGCGGGCACUGGAGCGACAGGAAGCACAGCGCGGCCCUGGAGAAGAGGAGGCGGCCCCUGGGGAGGGCAAGGGCACGGGAGUCAAGACCACCAGGGACGGGCCAAUGGAAAUGGAGCUUAAUGGCACCACGGCUCUGGGAACCAAAGUUGACGGAGCCGAGGCCCCAGACGACGGGGCUGCAGGAGAUGAAACCGUGGAAGCGGCAUCCACGGGGGCCGAGGCCACGGAACCAAAACCCACAGACGCGGAGGCCACGGAACCAAAACCCACAGGCGCCGAGGCCACGGAAACAAGAUCCACGGGGGGCGAGGCUGCAGAAACAGAGGCUCCAGAAGAGGGAGGAAACCCAGAAGCCGAGGCCACAAAGCCAAAAGCCGAGGAAGCAGAGAUGAAGGCCAACGGAGUGGGUGAGGUGGAGGCGGAGCUUCCAGGCACAGAGACCACCCACGUGGAGGCCACAGCCCCGAGGGGCCCCCUGGGCGCCGUCCUGCACCCUGGUGCUGCGGAGGCCUCAGAACAGUUGCAAGCGGAGCUGGAGACCAGGAUCCGUGGCUUGGAGGAGGCACUCCGGCAACGGGAGCGGGAGGCAGCCGCCGAGCUGGAGGCGGCCCACGGCAAGCGCCAGGCCGCGGAGGCCGAGGCUGGCCGGCUCCGGGAGCGGAUGCGCGAGGCUGAGAGUGGCGGAGCCUCGGGAGGCGGCGGCGGCGGCGGCGGCGGCGGCGGGGACGCGAUCCAGCUGCGAGCCGCCCUGGAGCAGGCCCGCGAGGACCUCCGAGUCCGGGACUCCCGGCUCCGGGAGCUGGAGGCGACCUCGGCCCGGCUGGACGAGGCCCGCGCUGGCCGCCUGCUGGCCGAGGAGGAGGCCCGGGGCCUUCGGGCAGAGCUGGCCCGGCGGGAGGAGGUGCGGCUGGAGCAGAGCCGGGAGCUGCAGGUGCUCCGCGAGCAGCUGGCCACCGCCACGGCCGCCGGGGAACAGCAGCGGGCGGUGGCUGCCGAGCUGGGCCGCGCCCGGGAUGCGGCCGAGGCCCGGGCGGCCGAGCUGGCGGCGGCCUGCGAGGAGGCCCGGCGGGGCCUGGCGGAGCUGCGGGAGGCCUCCGAGGCCCUGCGUCAGUCGGCCGUGCCAGCCUCCGAGCACCACCGGCUGCAGGAGGAGGCCCUGGAGCUGCGGGGCCGGGCGGCCGGCCUGGAGCAGGAGGUGGUGGCCACCGGCAAGGAGGCCGCACGGCUGCGCGCCGAGCUGGAGCGGGAGCGCGCGGGGAGCGUGGCCCGCCUGGAGCACGAGCGCGUGGUGGGCGCCUUGCAGGCCGACGUGGCCCGGCUGGAGGGGCAGCUGGAGGAGCUGGCACGACGGCACGAGAAAACCAGCGCUGAGGUGUUCCAGGUCCAGAGGGAGGCGUUAUUCAUGAAGAGUGAGCGUCACGCGGCCGAGGCCCAGCUGGCCACAGCAGAGCAGCAGCUGCGGGGGCUCCGCACCGAGGCCGAGCGGGCACGCCAGGCCCAGAGCCGUGCCCAGGAGGCCCUGGAUAUGGCCAAGGAAAAGGACAAGAAGAUUACAGAGCUGUCCAAGGAAGUCUUCAGUCUCAAGGAGGCCCUGAAGGACCAGCCGGCCGCCCCAGGCCUCUCGGAGGUGGAGGCCCUCCGUGGCCAGGUUAAGACUCUACAGGAGCAGCGGGAGCAGGCUGCCAGGGAUCACAGCGCAGUGGUGGCCUUGUAUAGGAGCCACCUCCUGUAUGCCAUUCAGGGUCAGAUGGACGAAGAUGUGCAGCAGAUUCUGAGCCAGAUCCUACAGAUGCAGAGGCUUCAGGCUCAGGGCCGCUGAGCAUCAGAACACUGGCCUUCCGCCCGCCAGGCCCCGCGCAGGGGUGUCCGGGCUCCCACACUGGCCCCCCCUAGCUCGCAGACCAGCCUGGGCCUUCCCGACCGCCCCUGGCUGUGUCCACUGCCCCACUGGCCCCCCUGCACACACUGGCCAGUGUCAAGGCCAGCCCUGACCGUCCCCCGCCCCCACUGGAGAAUCUGUGGUCCCCUCUCCCGUGUCCUAUCUGUCCUGUUUGUCCCGUAGCCAGGCAGCACCCCGGACCCCAGAAAUAAACGCUCUUGGAGCCAAGGAUGAAAGUGUGUGGCCUGAUCGCUGCCCCCCUCAGGGAGGGGAGGGUGGCCACGAGCAGGGACGAGGAGGUGAGGUGCUCACCCCCCCACGCCAACCACAUGGUCCCCGGAAGGAAUGCUGUGUUCGUGGUGUCAAAGCUCAUGAUGAACAAACCACCUAGAUGUCAAGUGAAGACAGGAUCCGCGUCUGCCCGUCCUGUGUCACUUUCCUCACCCUGAAUCUGGCCUUGCUGGGGGCAUCCCACCCCCAGCCUCCCUGCCCCUGGCAAAUCCCCAGAAAUCCCCUGGGGUUUCUUGGAUCUUUCUAGCUAAGGCAGGGGAGGCAGGAGUGUGGCUUGUCCCGGGGGUUUCCUUGGGUGUCCAGGGAAGGCACCAUGUCUGUAGGGGCUCAGCCUGUCUCUUGGGGUCCCUGUGGCUCUGAUAAGGUCCGCAGGUGGGGGCUGCCUCCCCGGGGCCUGCAUUUCUGUCUCUCUGUGGCCUGGCGUGUGGAGCCCUGGCCAAGGUGGGUCCCCACCACUGCGGUCGGGCCUCUCUUCACCC